Molecule: messenger RNA, 1563 nt
Organism: Fusarium odoratissimum NRRL 54006
Lineage: Eukaryota; Fungi; Ascomycota; Sordariomycetes; Hypocreales; Nectriaceae
Exons: 1
Coding region: 183-1382 (399 amino acids)
Source: RefSeq, a predicted model, not a curated record
CCCGACUCCACCAUCAACGGCCCUGUGCGUCAGUGGACCAGGCUUCACAGCGUCACCAUUUUCGGUCCCGCCAAGUCCGUCAUUUGAUGAUCUCGAGCCGAUGAAUCAGUGAAAACACCACCUCACAACGCUUACUCAGACUCUGAUUCACUGUACUUUCGACCUCAAGAAUCCCAAUUGCGAUGAAUUCUCAGCCCAAUGGCGCUGGCCCUGCCCAGUCCCGCGAAAGCUACAAGCACUCUAUGGAAGAAUGGCGCCAGUCGGCACUCGCCCAGCGCAACCAAUAUGAACCCCGCGUCAAAGAACAAGUCACUCGAUACUUUCAAGAAUACUCUCCCCCGUUUUACGCCUCCGUAAUUGGCUACCGUCGUGAUUGGAAUCUUCUUGUUGCGACGUCCAGAGUCUCUGGCUUCGCUGCCACUCUGGGUCGAGAUCUGGAGGAUGUGGAAGCAAAAGCCAUUGCCGAAUACACCCUCGAUAACAUCCACACCAACGCCGGCUUAAAGUGGCUGAGUGUCGCACUCGCUGGAUACAUGACCUAUCGUGGUCGCCGCACAUGGCAAUUCCCCUUCUAUAAGCCCAAGCUCGGCGGCCGAUUCAACCCAAAUGAGGCUACCAGCAUUUUCACCAACAAGAAGAUUCGUGGAGCUUACCCUCGUGCAACAUGGCAUUGUCUUCGAUUUACUGCCUACUCCGCUGUCAUAAUGCUCAUGAUUGAGCCCGCAUUCCGGGCUGUCAGUUUUAUUCGAACUGAAGCUGCCAUGACAAAUGAUCCUCGCUUGAAACAGUUCACCAAAGAUGCUGCCGAGCGUGUCAAGGAUGUAAUGAGCAACCCAACCAUCUCAAGAGCACCUUUUACAGGUAGGGAUGUGCAUAAAAGUGAUGAGAACGACCCUUGGGCCAGUAAUGAUUCAAGCAACACCAGCCCUGAGAGUAGAUAUCAGCCCACCCCCACCCAGUCCUGGGACAAGACCCAAUCCUCGACCACGACGCAACAGAGUCAACAACCCAAUGACGACUGGAGCGUUCUAGAUGAUGAUGAUGAUGAUGCUUCACCAAUCGCUGCCUCUUCCCGCAAUAAACCAGUAUCUUCUCCUGCUGGUUCUGCGUGGGAGCGCAUUCGACAACAAUCACAAGGUCCGACCCAGCAAUCUGAUUACCAGUCCCGCACCUGGGCUGCCCAUUCUCAAACCGGAUCCCGGCAAGAAUCACAGUCUGGCUGGGGCACCAGGUCUGCUGGUAGCUCCAGUGACAGUUUUUCGUUCAGCAAAUCAGAUGAGGAAAGGGCAGUCGCAAAAGAACAGGCACAAGACGAAUUCGAUCGACUUGUUGAAAGAGAAAGGAAGGGCGUGGAUCAGGAGAAGGCCUGGGGGCGCAAGUAGAGUAAGCAUUGUACAAAAAGACUGCAUAUGACGCUGUGUGUAUUUUUCAUGUAGCACAAAUGAAUAAAGCAUAAUUCCAUAAGGGGUGCCGCUGUGAUUCAUUUUGUUUCAUAACGCUGAAAACAAACUCAAUUCUGAUUACGUUGCCAGCUCGACCAUCUACAAUAUACCCAUAUCCCCC